GUUGUCAUGUCUAACACAAUCGAGAUCCUUGUGCACAAGACGCCAAAUAGACAAGUGGAUUUCUGGCCUGCACGGCAGAGCUUGCUCGCGGCCAUGUUAACGGCUAUGAAAUGCACGACACCGGAGCAGAGGUGGAGCUUGCUGCAUGUCUACCUCUACGAUCAAGUGUGCCGCACCUACAUUCGCAACAAGCUGCAGGACAUGCGCAAUGAAAAUCUCACGAAAGGCCGUUGUGGCGUUAUCAACGGCUUCGACCUCGCGAUAGCCAGGCCUGACCAAAAGAGGAAAGUUCUUGGCACCACCUCGGUGUCGUCAUUUCUGACGACUUUUAGAGCCGUGAAUGGGUCAUUCGGACUACUGACGUGGCAUGUGAACCGCUAUGGUGUGCCGUUUGCGACUGCGGUUUAUGUCCGAAGCAUCGCUGCGUCGUUUGCUCGUCCAGGGCACUCGGUGGUGGUGCUGAAAGUGAUUCUCAUCGCGUUUUGGCUGUUCGGGGUGGAGCACAAACUGAAGAAAGGGACCGAUCUUUCCAAGAGCACAAAGGAGAACCGUGACGGCGUGGCAAUUUAUCACCGUGCCGUCAAGGAUUGGGUCAACGCAGCUAUUGCCAUUGCCAACAAUUGCGGGGAUGCGCUACGCGCGUUGUGCGGUGAUGAGAGCAGUGAGUGGAAUAACAAGGUGUACGUGCUGGCGAAGCAGUGCACCAGCGAGUUACCACCAGAGCUGUUCGCCAUAAAGCUGGGCCGCCACUUCGUGUCCUUCUAUGACGUGGUUAGUUCAGCCCCAGCCCCACCCCCUCCCCUCGAGUGCACUACGCACGCACCACAGCCUUACGUUCGCCAUCAAGCUGGGCCGUUACUUCGUGACAGCAGCGUCCAUCCGCAUUGUGGAGCGGCUUCCUUCUCUUGCACAGACCAUGCACCCACUCUCUCCAUCCCACCACCCCCCCCACCCCCCUCUUCCCCUCCCCACCACCAGGUGACAGCAGCGUCCAUCCGCAUUGUGGAGCAGCCAUGGCAGCGCGUGCACGUUGGGGGACAGCCACACGACCACGGAUUCACGCUGGGCAGGGAGAGGCGGGUGGCGGAGGUGGAGGUGGAUGCAGCGGGGCAGCACCGAGUGAAGGCUGGUGUUGAGGAAUACUCGGUGCUCAAGACCACUCAGUCUGGCUUUGAGGGCUUCAUACGCGAUCAGAACACGCUGCUGCCAGACACAAGGGAGCGCAUCCUCGCCACCACAGUGCAGGCCACGUGGAGCUACUCGCGCGACCCCCCGUGCUUCAACGCGGCCUACUCAGCGGCCAAGGCAGCCCUGACAGACACUUUCUUUGGGCCGCCCCAAGGGGGAGUCUACAGCCCUUCAGUGCAGCGCACACUCUUCCUCAUGGGCGAAGAGGUGCUGUCAAGAGUGCCAGAAGCAGACAGCGUGCAUCUGAAGCUGCCCAAUCUGCACUUCAUCCCCGUCAACCUGCCAGGCAUUGGUCUGAAG
This is a messenger RNA of Closterium sp. Naga37s-1, 1488 nucleotides long. The record is from the annotation of a GenBank genome assembly. NCBI's taxonomy places the organism in Eukaryota, Viridiplantae, Streptophyta, Zygnematophyceae, Desmidiales, Closteriaceae.